AAGUGUGAGGAGCUACGCUCGCGCUACGCAGCUGGGCCACAGGGAGGCUGGGAGCUGCAGUGUGAUUCGGACAGGAGCCGAAUACGGGAUUCGGGAACAGCCGGUUUAAAGGAACGCGUCGAGAUUUACACACAAAAAAUAAUAAAGGCUUCACUCGCUAUGGAAGCACUAGUUGAACGACUGGAACAGGCUGUGAUUCGGCUCGAGACGUUUUCAGCCAAGCUUCAGGGUUGCUCUGGGAGCCUGUCCAACGGCGAGAUAAACACAUUUAAUGGUGAAUCCCAGUGCAUGGAGGCGUUUGACCAUUUACUGAGAGGCCCUCUGUCUGAAUACUUGAAGAACAGCCGGACUAUUGGAGGAGAUGUGUCAAAACACGCUGAUAUGGUACACAAUGCCCUGCAGGAACAGAAGGCUUUCCUCAAACUGGCCACCACACACCAGGAGCCUGCAGAGACAGAGCUGGCAGACCUCCUCAGGCCCAUCUCCGAGCAAAUCGAGCAGAUCCAGACCUUCAGAGAGAAGAACCGUGGCAGUCGUCUGUUUAACCACCUGUCUGCUGUCAGCGAGAGCAUUCCUGCCCUGGGAUGGGUGGCAGUGAAUCAGAAACCAGGGCCUUAUGUGAAGGAGAUGAACGAUGCUGCGAUGUUCUACACCAACAGAGUCCUGAAAGACUACAAAGACACUGACCCUUGCCAUGUGGAGUGGGUUCGAUCCUACCUGAGUAUCUGGACUGAAAUGCAGGCCUUUAUUAAACAGUACUACACCACUGGACUCGUCUGGAGCAAGACUGGUCCUGUAGCUCCUUCAUCCCUGUUCACAGCUGAACCUGCUACUCCCUGCCCUCCUCCUCCUCCUCCUCCUCCUCCUCCACCUCCGUUCACAGACGAAGAUCCAAAGCUUGACAACGGUGCGGCUCAGCGUUCAGCUCUGUUCACCCAGCUCAACCAGGGAGAGGCCAUUACUAAAGGAUUGAAGCAUGUGUGUGAUGAGCAGAAGACCCAUAAGAACCCUGCUCUUCGCUCUCAGGGUGGGACAAGCCAGGCUUCUCCUACGAAAGGCAGAGCUCCCAGCUCUUCUACUCCCACACCAGCUAAGAAAAGAUCUCCUGUCCUGGAGCUGGAGGGGAAGAAAUGGAGGGUGGAGCAUCAGGAACAGGUGCAUGAUCUGGUAAUAGAGGAAACAGAGCUGAAACAGGUGGUCUAUAUCUUCAGCUGCAGCAACUCCACACUUCAGAUUAAAGGCAAAGUCAACUCCAUCAUAGUGGACAACUGCAAGAAGCUUGGCCUUGUGUUUGAGAAUGUGGUUGGCAUUUUUGAAAUCAUCAACUCCAGAGACAUCCAGCUCCAGGUGUUGGGAAAAGUGCCCACCAUUUCCAUCAACAAGACCGAGGGAUGCCAGGUCUACCUGAGUAAGGAGUCUCUCAACUGUGAAAUUAUCAGUGCCAAGAGUUCAGAAAUGAACAUUCUGGUUCCUCAGGAAGAUGAUGAUUAUAGAGAGUUUCCUGUGCCGGAGCAGUUUAAGACCGUUUGGGACGGGUCCAAGCUGGUGACAGAGCCGACUGAGAUGGCUGGCUGAUUGACAGCUUCAUUUUCAUUUCCACAUCUCUGCUGGUUACUAAUACCUGUAUCUCUCACUGUACUCUUAGCACACAACCUUUUAGACCCAGAUUCGUCUUGUACUUGAAUGAUAGUUAGUGACAAUUCUGCAUUAAAAAGGCUAUUUAGUGUAAGAAUAAACCAAUCUAGUCUACAUGCUAGAAAUUUAAACACAAUCAUGAUAAAGGUUCAGAUUUAACCACAAUAAUAAACAAUAGCUGUGGUGUGUUUUUUUUUUUUUUUUUUUUUUAACCUUUUCCUUUUACCAUUGUCAAGAUUUUGUAAUGAUAAAUUUGAUUAACCUAGUUCAAGACAUCUUCCCAGACUAAAAGUCAAGAUCUAUUCAGAUUAUUCUAGAAAUACACUCCAUGGUGAUAAUGAAGAAAAACUAUUUGUUAGAAAGGCACUUUCAUGCAUCAGUCCUCUCCAUUGUGCUUCUCUGCUACAUGCAUUUCUAAACCCGUUUUCCGUUUUAAUAAGAAGCGUGAGAUUUUAAAGUGCACCUAUUAUGGUUUUUCCGAUAUUCCCUUUCAUGUAGUGUGUUCUAGAGCUGUUGGUGAAUGUAAAAACAUCUGCAAAGUUUCACAAAUCAAAGCGCACGACAAACGGAGUUAUUGACUCCCAAAAGAAGGAACCGAUUCUGAUUCCAGACGUUACUUCCUGCACAAACCUAUGAAGGUUUGUAACAAAAAGCCCCGCCUCUGAUCUUCAUUGCCCGCUCCGAUCACAACAGACUGGGACGUCUGACCAAUCAGAUCAGAGUAUGCUCUCUGAAAGGAAGAGUUUAGAACGAAUCCUUUAGAACGAAUCAUUUAACGAGUCGUUUGUGACACUGGGAGGAAAAAGUAAAUGCUGCAAGUUUAAUUACGAGCACACGUAAGUGUUUUCCGACCUCGGAUGCAUGUAAAUCUAUCGUAUGAGACGUUUAAAACAAAAUUGGGCACGUUUCAAAACCCUAAUAGGUGCGCAGUAAAUCUCAAGACUUUUUUUCGACUCAGAUUGAGACCAGGGUAAGAAAUAAGACGGAAUGUAAACUGAGAAACUGGCACUUUGUGUGCAAAUGUGUGCCUCAAGGAUGACUUUUUUUUUUUAUAUAUAUAUCUGUUUUUUUAAUUUAGUGAUUUUGUUAUGUAUAAUCUACCAUGUAUUUUGUUUAUUUUUAGGCAUCGGCCAGCACAGUGUGUUUCAUACAACGGUAUGCUGUAUAAUGUAUAAUGUUAACCUGUGCCAUCAUGGUCAUACACUGAAAUAACAUAUACCAACCAUGUAAUAACCAACACUACAUAAUAUAUAUAUAUAUAUAUAGAAUAUGAGUAAACUCCAGUAGCUCAGCUCACCGCAGAUAUUUUUCUCUUGUUGAUAUUGUCUGCAUAUUGUUUAUCCCCCUGUCUUCCUGUGUGAAGUACAGCGUUUAAGAGUCCUCGAAGGUUUACAUUUAUUUCUUUGGCCGACACUUUCAUCCAUAGCGACGUAUACAAUCCGCACACACAGUUGAGCAGUUGAGGAUAAAAGCACAACAGAGGAUCUCUAACCGUCUGGGGAUUUCAACUCGUAUUAAGGGUCACAAAGUGACGUUAAUUAUAUUACCUCUUGAUUUCAACAGGAAAGUUUUGGAAAGUCCUAUAUGGCUAUUGGAAGAAAUCUUAGUAGCACACAGUAUUUUAAAGCCACAUCAUUUUUUUUUUAAAAAAAGAUUGUUUUUCUUUGUUAAUAGGGGCAUUCCAUCUUCGUCUUGUAUUGUAUCUGAAAUCCUCCAUGAUCAUUAUUUUCAAAUGAUGAUCCCCCAUGUUUUCCUCAUAAUAAGCUGAUAGUGUAUACAGCAGACUGUCAUUUACAAUCACAAUACAUAAACACACCCAAGAGGUUUGUUUAAAAGAAAAAACUAAGGGAAAUCAUUUUGUCUUCACCAGUAUGAAUGUAGCGUUCUUUUAGGCGUGGAUUACCGAACCUGUAGAACUUUUACUGCUCAGCUUUAAUAAGGGAAAUGUACACAACCGUAUGUCACAACCUAAGUGUACUAGUUAUAAACAACUAAUCUGAAACAUAUUAUGUAUGUUAUGGUAUAAUCACCACUCUGAUAAACUCUAGUGUUCAGAGAAAGAACAACGUAUAUUUUCACACUAGCCGUACAAAUAAAACCUAACAGAUCUCUGAAA
Ictalurus punctatus (channel catfish) is the source of this 3751-nucleotide messenger RNA. RefSeq names its product cyclase associated actin cytoskeleton regulatory protein 2 (gene cap2). The coding region runs from base 160 to 1575 and encodes 471 amino acids. Gene Ontology annotation, molecular function: adenylate cyclase binding; actin binding. Gene Ontology annotation, cellular component: cytoplasm. The record is from RefSeq and is a predicted model, not a curated record. Gene Ontology annotation, biological process: regulation of adenylate cyclase activity; cell morphogenesis; cytoskeleton organization. The transcript has 13 exons. NCBI's taxonomy places the organism in Eukaryota, Metazoa, Chordata, Actinopteri, Siluriformes, Ictaluridae.